Molecule: messenger RNA, 5829 nt
Organism: Helicoverpa zea (corn earworm)
Lineage: Eukaryota; Metazoa; Arthropoda; Insecta; Lepidoptera; Noctuidae
Product: ceramide synthase 6-like
Exons: 8
Coding region: 103-1206 (367 amino acids)
Biological process (GO): ceramide biosynthetic process
Cellular component (GO): membrane
Molecular function (GO): DNA binding; sphingosine N-acyltransferase activity
Source: RefSeq, a predicted model, not a curated record
UGUCACUUUUUUGUCAAUGAAGCCGUGAGGUGCUCGUACACAUUGUAAAAAUUAAAUUAAUAUAAAUACAAUUUUAUUCAAGACAGAAUUUAAGUGCCAAAUAUGUUGAGGUAUUUCCUCGACAAGUUUUGGAAUGAAGACGUGUGGUUACCGCCUAAUACAACAUGGGCAGACAUCGCUCCUGGUCCCGAUAAGGCGGUGGUUUACACCGAUCACACGCACGUUUUCUAUCCUAUACCGUUAGCAUUUGUGUUUAUAUUGGUGCGCUACGUGUUAGAGAGAUUCGUUAUCGCUCCAUUUGGCACAUAUUUGGGCAUAAAGAACACGAAGCCACGACGAGCACCGAACAACCCCAAGCUUGAGAAGAUAUACAAGUCCUCGCCUAAACUAAAAGAGCCAGCCGCAUUAGCCAAAAAGCUCGAGCUAUCAGAGCGUGAGAUACAACGCUGGUGGCGCCUCCGCCGCGGCCAGGACAAGCCCUCGACCCUGGUGAAGUUCAGCGAGAAUGCCUGGAAGGUUGUGUUCUAUACUUGCAACUUCACCUUCGGGCUUUAUACUCUGUGGGAUAAGGAAUGGCUUUGGGAUAUCGACCAGUGUUAUAUUGGGUAUCCUCAUCAGGGCCUCACAAACGACAUCUGGUGGUACUACAUGAUAUCGGCAGCGUUCUACUGGUCGCUGACGAUCUCGCAGUUCUGGGACGUGCGGCGCAAGGACUUCUGGCAGAUGUUCGUGCACCACAUCGCCACUAUCCUGCUGCUCUCCUUCAGCUGGGUCUGCAACCUGCACAGGAUCGGCACGCUGGUGCUCUUGCUGCAUGACUGCGCUGAUAUAUUUGUUGAGUCGGUGAAGGCAUCGAAAUAUGCGAAGUACCAGAAGCUGUGUGAUGCAUUGUUCCUGAUGCUGAUCGUCGUGUGGAUCGGCACUCGAGUCGGCAUAUACCCCUUCUACCUCAUUUGGAGCACAUCGAUCCGUGCGCCCAUGUUACUACCGAUGUUCCCGGCGUACUACAUCUUCAACUCGCUGCUGUGUCUACUGCUCGUGCUGCACAUCGUGUGGACCUGGCUCAUACUGCAGAUCGCUUACGUCGCUAUUAAGGCGGGACAGAUGGACGGCGACAUCCGAAGCUCGAGCUCGGACCUGAGCGACAGCCCGCACAACUCCAACCACAGCUCGCCCACCCGCUCCAAGAGUAGAAAGGACACGUAAACAGUUAGUCUUCAAUACAACACCAGAGUCUCACACCAACAAAACACAGUAAAACGCUGUGUCCAUAACAUUUGCGAAAUUCUUACCGUGCACCAUCCAUUGCGGCAUUUCUUUAUUAACACCAGAAUAUCCAUAAAAAAUACUGUUGAAAAUACGCAAUGGAACGCAAAAUGGUCUAUUUGAGGGCUGAUUCAGAGUUUUGCAGGUUGAAGCGUAAUUAUAACUCGGCUGAAUUAAAGAGUCGUGUGUUUCAUCACUUGAUUUAAAUAUUUCUCUUUUAUUCAUUUUGCCGGAUAAUAACGUUUACUAUUUCGUAAACGAGAGCGUCUAUAAUACGACCAAAGGCAGAUGUCAGUUUUAUUAAAUGAACAGUUCUGAAAUUAAAGCUUUGUAAUUAAGUUGUACGAUGAACUUUAACUUGCAAAACUUAACACUCUGUUGCGUGUCAGUUCGUAGCUUAGUUAUGUAAUAUAUUGUAUUUGUGAGGUCUAGCUUGAAAUGUUGAUGCUUUGGUCAUUUGAUUGGGUUUAGUGAAGGAAGAUGGGAGUCGCUAUCGGUCAUCGGUUUUUAUUUUUUAUCUGCCGUAAAUUAUUACACAGGACUUUAUUAAUGUAUACUUUCUUAGUACGGAUAUUAAAAAUUAUUUUGUAAUUUCAAGAGCUUUUUUCGACAUCUUUAAACCUAUAUUAGUAAUAGUCCUGUUUUAUAUUUUUGCAGAUGAAAAUGUAUGUGUGAGGUUGUCGUAAAAAAAUGUUUAUGCAAAGAACAAAUUAGUGUAGGAAUAUAAAUAAGAUACCAUUUGAUAUUAAAUCAAUGAAUGCGAGGAUGGGUUAGUUGAGGGUGCUUAUAUGAAGACAGGAUGACCUUUUUAACCAAUUCAAGAAGACCUUAGGGUUAACUACAUAUUGCUUUACAAUGGAUACCCACCUGAGUAUAUAUUAAUUAAUUCAUGUGGGCCAGAAGCGAGACAUAAGAUGCAUUGAUCUUGCCUUUUUAAAAUUGGACUGACUUUCAUACAAGUACCCUUCACACAAUACAACAUGAAACACCGAUAGUAAUUCCCAUCUAUUGCUGGUAUUUGUACGUCUUUACAUUGUAUUAACUCGUUAGAUAUGACUAUAAUACCAACUUGAAUCGAGUCAUAUUUAUCGAUUUAAAUCGAUGAAGUAAUCGAGAUUAUACGGAAUAACUGAUAGUGAGGCCUCAAGGCUUGUAGCACUUAGAACAAUAUGGAGGCAUUAGUUCUAGAAACUGCCGCGACAAUGGUGCUAGUCGGUAUGAUCGAGAUAUUAUAAUAUUAGAAAUAAUAUUAUUAUUUUGAGCACAAAUACCAAUAGAAAGAUAUAUCUGGAUUUUAUGUAUCAAAUAUCACAAUAUUAAAAUAUUUUCAGAGACCACUGGCACCAUCUAACGGUAAAAUGCACUCCUUUUAAAGUCCAUUCAAAUAUUACGUCGCAUUUACGAGCCCAUUUUUACUCUCAUUUUAAUUUGAGGAGUUCAUACCUAAUUAUAAAAUUAUUCUCAUGUAUUUUUUCUUAAUUAAAUUCUCAUAAUACUCUAUGGAAAGUCUUGUUUACGUGGCGUAAUAUAAGAGUGGAUUAUUAAUAUUAAUGUUUAUAAAUACGUAGCGUAAGCUCAAUGUGUAGGUGUAAGCGGUUGUUCUACAGUGAGACGGACCAAACAUAGGUUUUGUUCGUGUGGUGAAGCCAAAUUGUAGCUGUUUGUAGUUCAAAAAUAACUAUGGGCCGGUAUAAGAGUUUAUAUACAAAAAUAUACAUAUUUUUCCACAGAAAUUAACUUUGAAAAUCAGUGUGGACUAUUUUGAGUUCAUUUACAUUGUUAAGUCAAGUUACCAAUGAAGAGUAAGAAUCGAGACAUGUUUUGUCACUAAGUAUGUAUUCAUGUUCGCUUUUGGCAUAACUCUGCCUGACCCUAUUAAGCAGACAAACUUAUUAUGGUAUUGUUUUGUCUUAGGCAAUAUUAUUGUAAUCUAUAUGUAUAAAAGAUGGUAUAUAACUCUUAUAUUCGGCCCACGACUUGUAACAGGGACCACGUAGUUGGACUAGAAUUUUUCAAACAGUUUUUACGUGUACCCGACUGCGUACCUUAUAUAAUUAAAUAGCUUGAAAUCUAUGUGCAUUUUUGGCAAUAUUUUGUUACUGCAAAAUAUCGAACUUAUUGUAUAAUCGAUAUACUUGUGAAGAAUAUAUGUAUAAGUUUAGUGAUGGUAGUAUAUUGCUUUGUACAGUUACGCAGUUGGGCUACUCCCCAAAAUAUUGUUAUUUUUCUAUAAGUAUUAACGCCGUACCUUUACAUAUAUUUUUGAAUUCUGAUCUUUAUAACUGCAUUCCGUUUGUACCUUGUUAUUUAAAUAAUAAACUAAAAUACAGUUAUUAUUUCGACUGAUUAAAAUUUAAAGCGGAAUUUAUCUUCAGAUUCAAUAGUUUUUUUUUGUAAAUAUACGGCGCGGUACUGCCAACCCAAAAAUAUAUAUCUAACUAUAUAAGCAGUUUUGGAACUCUUUACUGUUACUCUACAUAAUAUAAUGCCUAUGUAUGUAUUAGAAUUUAGAGUAUAAAUGUUCCGUUAUCUCGUGUCAGUUGAAAUGUGAACUUUCUCUUAUUAGCACUAAAUAAUAUAUUUUGUAUGUCUAUUUAUGAAUUGAUAUAAUAAUUAACGUAAAUAAUUUCAAUAAAUUAGAUGGAAGGUCAGUUUGAGGGAAACUUGAAGUGUCUUGUAAACGUUAUAAACGUUUAAGACAUUUAAAUCUACUAAAUUACUUAGUCUAUUGAAAUCUCAGUGCUAGCUUCCACCCAAUUCCAUAAUAUUACUAUAAUUAAAUGCAUAUUUAUAUAAAUAAUGCUGAAUAUGAUAGUAUUUAUUAGUUGUUUAAGUAUUUAUGUUUGUACCUGUGUCACCACUGCCUAGUUUAAUCAAUUAUAAAAAAUCACUGCCCCAUUGUUUAUGUUUGCAUAUUUUAAUUGCCCAAUGCUCAUAUCAAUAUAAAGAGAACUUAUAUGUUAUCUUCCGUAGUGAACACAACUUCCCAUAUUUCUUCCAUAAUGACGUUACAAAGUUGACACUUCAAUAAUGAAUUAUUCAGUUCAUUGGUCCUUCCAGUGACCGUUAGUAUAACACUCUAUAGUGUAGUGUAUCUUAGUACUUCCACAAACCUUCUAGGUAGUGGUCAAACAGGUACUUUAACUAUUAAUGUUAAUAGUUAACUAAAACAGAAGCUAAGUUAUCCGUCAGUGCGGGUCACUUCACAUCCAAAUAUCUGACACACUCGUCUAAUUGUUUUUAAUUUUAUAUCUUUAGUUACGUUACGUUAUAGGGGUUACUCUGCACUUGGCUAAUCGCACUCGGGUUGUUUUCAACAAAAUUGUAUCUAACACAUCUUUUAUAGCUUUUGUAACAAAUUAUACAUAAUUAGUAUGUAUAAAAAAGUACUUUACGAAAUAAAGUUAUGAUAUUCACAGUGAAGUACUUUUCUACAAAAGAGUUGUGCCUUAUGAUUAUUGCACUAUGUUGCUUUGUGUCGGUGUGUAGUACAUUUUGUUAAGAAUAACCUAUUUAAUUUAUAUUGUAUGAAGAGUAUCUCUUUAUGAAUGAAGUCUCCGUGGAGCUAUUGUCGCUAACCUAUGUAAACUGUCGCAUCACAAUAUUGUUUUAGUUGUAAUUAUAUUUGGUUGAAUUCUGUAUGGAUAACGAAAGGGCAAUUAUUUUCAAUAUUUAUUUGAAUAUAUUGGAACUAGCUCAUGCUUGAAUUUUAUACUUAAUUCAUUGGUUUAACAAUAGAUCUUAUGAUGUUAUUAUGUAUUAAUUUAAAUGCUUCUUUCAGUUUAUAAAAUUAGGGUCAGAAUGAAAGUGACUAUCAAUGCUCCAUUUAUUCAUACUUGUGCUGAAGUGUAAUUUAUUAUGAAACAUUUUAAACACAAUUGAAAUUAAUUUUAUUGAUAUUUUGUCAAUAAUAAUAUAUGUAUGCAUAAUCAUAGAGAUUCAUCAUUAUUGUAAUUCAAGACUUGAUCUCUUCUAUGGAGGCAUUUCUUCGACUUUCCAAUUUAUUUUACUCUUACAUUCUGUCUUUUUAACGUCUUUAUUUAUAUUUUUUAACAAAUUGCUUUUUAUAUGAAAAGUUUUUUAGGACUUUGUUAUUUUUCCAAUUUAUUUAAUUUUGUAUUAUGUAUAAGCAUGUGUGAAGCCAAGAAUAAAAAGAUGCACAUUUAUAUUUUUGCUUUGUAUUUUAGAAAUCAAUGUUACUAAAGAUACUGCCAUUUCAAUUGUUGAUAAAUAAUUUCUGAAUAGCAAUGAAUACUGGUAUAUGUUAGCCAGUCAUCUAGUUAAGUUGUAUCUGUUUGAAGCUCAUUUUAUUUGCAUGAAUUACGAAUUUGUCCGAAUUAGGAAAUGUCGUAACUAAUAUAAAUAUCAAAUUGCAUGUAUAUGUUGUGAAUAUACUUGUACUUGUGUAUAUGUAAUUAAUCAAAAUUAUAUUUGGUGUCCAGGAGCUAUGGUAUGUCGAACUUUAGUUUGUGUAACAAAGUUCUAGUCAAAGGGAUACUAAAAUAAGAUUAUGUACCUAAGCAACCCGAUAAUUAUUAUACAUUAAAUAAUUGAUGGAAUUAA